CAAAUACAAACUAACUGAGGGACCAAGCCAGCAUUCUCUUUCCCUUCUUUCUUUUUCCUUUCAAAAAGCAAAGUUAUCAUCUUUUUUUGCCUAUUCUCUCUCUCUCUCUCUCUCUCUCUCUCUCUCUCUCUCUCUCUCUCUCUCUUGUUGGAUAACCAAAUUGGAGCAACCCAUUUGCAUCUGGUUCGAGAAUCCCAAGCUCAACUACCCAUUAUUUGUCAUCUCAUGAUCUAGGUAAUAGCUCGCGAAAAUGACAAGGGUUACCCGUGAUUUUGGUGAUACUAUGCAGAAAGAGGCAGUGCCAGCAGUAUCUGCUGAUGUGAUAUUUGCUUCUCUUCGAUUUCCUAAUUACAAACUUGGAGUUAACAAUCAGAUCAUGGAGACAAAGGAUGACCCAAAAGUUCUAUCUAUGAAGGAGGUUGUUGCACGUGAGACUGCACAGCUGUUGGAACAGCAGAAACGUCUAUCUGUUCGCGACCUUGCCAGUAAAUUUGAGAAGGGUUUGGCUGCUGCUGCUAAGUUGUCUGAAGAGGCUAGACUUAGGGAAGCAGCUUCGCUGGAAAAACAUGUUCUUUUGAAGAAGCUUAGAGAUGCACUAGAAUCCUUAAAAGGGCGAGUGGCAGGAAGAAACAAGGAUGACGUACAGGAAGCUAUUGCUAUGGUUGAAUCUCUAGCAGUUCAGUUGACUCAAAGGGAAGGGGAACUAAUACAAGAGAAGGCUGAGGUGAAGAAGCUAACAAAUUUUCUUAAGCAGGCUUCUGCAGAUGCUAAGAAGCUUGUAGAUGAGGAAAGAGCCUUUGCUCGCUCUGAAAUAGAUAAUGCCAGAGCAGCAGUUCAGAGAGUGGAGGAGGCUCUUCAGGAGCAUGAGAGAAUGUCUCGAGCUUCAGGGAAGCAGGACCUGGAGCAAUUAAUGAAGGAGGUUCAAGAGGCUCGGAGAAUCAAAAUGCUGCAUCAGCCAAGCAAGGUUAUGGAUAUGGAAUAUGAGCUUCGAGCAUUGAGGGCUCAACUUGAAGAGAAGUCUAGACAUUAUCUUCGACUACAAAAGGAGUUGGCAAGGACAAAGAAAGGAGAGGAAAAUAUUCCCCAUUUAUAUGAAUUAGAAGGGACUGAAGCAUUAGGUUCAUAUUUGCAAAUUCAACCUUGCUCUGAUAAUGCUCAUGAACUUUUAAAAUGUUCAAUUCAGUGGUAUCGCGUAUCACCUGAAGGUGCCAAAAAGGAACUUAUUUCAGGAGCUUCCAAAUCAGUUUAUGCCCCAGAUCCUUUUGAUGUUGGACGCACAUUGCAAGUUGAUAUUAUUUCAGAAUCUCUGCAGAUCACAUUGUCAACCACUGGUCCAAUUGAUCCAGCUGCUGGUUUGGGAACCUAUGUAGAGGCACUUGUGCGAAAACAUGACACUGAAUUUAAUGUUGUCGUAACUCAGAUAAAUGGCUCACACCAUCCAAACGAAUCUAUUCAUUUACUUCAUGUUGGAAAAAUGAGGAUGAAGCUCUGUAAAGGAAAGACAACAAUUGCCAAAGAAUAUUAUUCAAGUUCAAUGCAGCUUUGUGGAGUUCGAGGGGGUGGCAAUGCCGCAGCACAGGCACUAUUUUGGCAACCAAAGCAAGGGCUUUCUUUUGUAUUAGCUUUUGAAUCAGUGCGAGAAAGAAAUGCAGCCAUCAUGCUUGCAAGGAGGUUUGCAUUUGACUGUAAUAUUAUUCUUGCUGGACCAGAUCACAUAGCUCCUAUAGAAAAGUGAUGGGAGCUUCCUUGAAUUUUUUUUAACUGUAAUUAUUUGAGUUUUCCUUCCUUGUAUUAUAAGUGUGUAAUAGUGAAAUGUGCCUUUGUAUUGUGCUAAGGAUUCAUACCACAGUGGUCUGAAUUCCUUUAUACAAUUUUCUUUCACCAACACCAGGGCAUUUUUUUUGUUUGCCUUUGUGAGUGACAGCUGAUAGAAGUUUUAGAGCUUAUAUUAUGGAAUUGGUGGAAGCCAUGUCCAGUGUUUGA
Messenger RNA from Gastrolobium bilobum, 1983 nucleotides. Its product is annotated as stomatal closure-related actin-binding protein 1-like. The coding region runs from base 251 to 1735 and encodes 494 amino acids. The record is from RefSeq and is a predicted model, not a curated record. Lineage: Eukaryota; Viridiplantae; Streptophyta; Magnoliopsida; Fabales; Fabaceae. Gene Ontology annotation, biological process: actin filament organization; regulation of stomatal movement. The transcript is spliced from 13 exons. Gene Ontology annotation, molecular function: actin binding.